Molecule: messenger RNA, 735 nt
Organism: Biomphalaria glabrata
Lineage: Eukaryota; Metazoa; Mollusca; Gastropoda; Planorbidae
Exons: 5
Coding region: 57-539 (160 amino acids)
Source: RefSeq, a predicted model, not a curated record
AAUCAAGGAAAUAAUUAUUUUUAAUGUUUCAGUAAUUCGUGACGUCUUCGAACAAAAUGAUUAAACCAGUAAUCCUUUGCUUGACCGCUUUGGUCAGCCUCUCACUAGGACACGUAUGUCUUGUGUCACCACAACAGAGAGGCGAUUGGAAUAAUGUUAACUCUGCAGCCUCCCCUGAUUGUGCAUUGACCACUGGGCCAUGCGGUGGACGUACUCAAGACUUUUCCUCUGCAACCGCUUUAGUGGCAGGGAAAAGCGUGACAGUGACUAUACAGAAGAACAAUAACCAUUACAACGCUGCCAACCCGGGCUAUUUUACAAUCUCACUGGGCGCCACUGAAGCUACAGUGAAAGAAGUCAAAAGAAUUCCAGACACAAGUGACCCUUCACUUUCACUCUACUCCGCUACUGUGAAUGUUCCUUCAACAACUGGUCACAUGAUUCUGCAAGUAACUUAUGUAACCAACACAACACCAACAUUUUACCAGUGCAGCGAUGUUCUGAUUGUUGCUUCUCCAGACACUAUUACUGUUGGAUAGACAGCUAUUUAUAGAUCUGACCCAGAAUCUGUUUUGUUCCAUUAUUUCUAUUCACUAAUGAGUUUCACAGUUGCCAAGGUGUUGAACAACGAAACUUUAAAAGUUAAUAGUAAUUCACACAUAAGGCCAUUAGAUCUAGUUUUGCAUAAUGUAUUAAAGCCAUAUUAAAUUUUGACUGAAAUCUGAAAAUUAAAAA